AUGGCAGACAAGAAGUCGACCACUAUCGACGACCCAAUCAUUCAGGCGUCCGAUUCCGAUUACGACUAUGGUUCAACACAGAAGCGCGCCUACUUCACCGGCGACACGUUUGUGUCUGGAGGAGCUACGGAGCUGUACAAGCCUAUUCCAGAAUAUGAAGGCAUUCAUCGAUAUGAUCCAACUGCCGAAUGGACGGAAAAGGAGGAAAAGAAGCUAGUCAGACGGUUAGACAAGAGAAUCUGCUCUUGGGUUUGCCUCAUGUUCUUUGCACUACAACUCGACCGUGGCAAUAUCUCACAGGCUCUGAGUGAUGGCAUGCUUGACGAUCUUGGCCUUAACACUAACGACUACAACUACGGCAUGAUGAUCUUUUACCUCUGCUUCUUAUCUGCAGAAGUGCCAUCACAAAUGAUCUCCAAGAAGCUCGGCCCUGAUGUUUGGAUACCGAUCCAGAUGGUGACAUGGAGUAUCAUCGGCAUCUGCCAAGGGUUUGUCCAAGACAAGCAAAGCUUUUAUGCAACUCGCGCUCUGCUGGGACUUAUCGAGGGAGGGUUCAUUCCAGAUGCUCUGCUGUACCUCUCGUACUUCUAUACCAACAAAGAGCUUCCGAUGCGCGUCGGCUUCUUUUACUGCGCUUCCAACGGUACUUUUAUUGUUGCUGCGUUCCUGGCCUAUGGAAUCCUUCAUAUGCGCUCGGUCGGGGGCUGGGAAGGUUGGCGCUGGCUGUUUGUUCUUGAGGGAACACUGACGUUCUUCAUCGGCGUGGUGUCUUGGUUCUACCUACCUCCUGGCCCGACACAAACAGCUAGUUGGUUCCGUGGUAAAGACGGUUGGUUCACGGAAAGAGAAGAGGUCAUCAUGGUCAACCGUGUCUUGCGUGACGACCCAGGCAAGGUAAGUGAACUCAGUACCUUUACCCAGUCCAGCAACACUGACAUGGAGGUACAGGGAGGCAUGCAUAACCGUCAAGGUCUUACGCUCAAGCUCCUCUGGAAUGCACUCAUGGACUAUGACCUCUGGCCACUAUACAUGAUCAGUUGGACCAUGCUGAUUCCCACCAACCCCGUCACUGCCUAUCUUACCCUCAACCUCAAGGCCUUGGGUUUCGGCACAUUCGAGACGAAUCUUUUGACCAUUCCUGGAUAUGUUCUUUUCCUGGUGCAUUUGAUCCUUAUCUCUUGGUACUCGGAGAAGAUCAACAACCGAAUGGCCAUUUUGCUGUACUAUUCCUUUUGGUGUUUUGUGUUGCUCUUGACUCUCGAGCUGCUUCCCGCAAACGCUAGCCCUUGGGCAUGGUAUUCAGCAACAAUCUUGAUGAUUGGCUUCCCCUACAUUCACUCAAUCAAUGGUGAGGACAAGAAAACUUUUUUUUCUUUCAGUUCUUCUUUGACUGACAGUUCUGCAGUUAGUUUGACAUCGCGAAACGCUGGUUCCGUUCGCACCAGAACAGUGGGUAGUGCCAUGUACAACAUGAUAUGCCAGGCCAGCUCUGUAAUCUCAUCCCAGAUCUAUCGUGAUGAUGACAAGCCUUUAUACCGACGGGGAAACAAAGUUCUUCUUGCGCUCGUUGUUUGGAACGUGGUGAUGACUGUUUUCAUCAAGGGAUACUACAUAUGGCGAAACAAGACGCGAGAACGCAUUUGGAGUGCCAUGUCGGAUGAAGAGAAGGAUGUGUAUCUAAGAACGACCAAAGAUGAAGGCAACAAGAGGCUGGACUUCAGGUUUGCCCACUAA
Messenger RNA from Fusarium fujikuroi IMI 58289, 1734 nucleotides. RefSeq names its product related to putative tartrate transporter. The record is from RefSeq and is a predicted model, not a curated record. Gene Ontology annotation, biological process: transmembrane transport. Gene Ontology annotation, molecular function: sulfate transmembrane transporter activity. The transcript has 3 exons. Lineage: Eukaryota; Fungi; Ascomycota; Sordariomycetes; Hypocreales; Nectriaceae. Bases 1 to 1734 code for a protein of 577 amino acids. Gene Ontology annotation, cellular component: membrane.